GGUGUGCAUGUGUGUGUGUGAGGGCAUACAUUUUUAUGCAGUGGGUGUUUAAAGAGCUCAGCACUGAAGCUGGAUUUCCACAAACGAUCAUCAACGAGCACUCCAGAUAUACCAAACUUCCUCUCUUGGAUGGAGGAUGAAGCUGUCCUGGACAGAGGGGCUUCUUUCCUUAAGCAUGUGUGUGAUGAAGAAGAAGUAGAAGGCCACCACACCAUCUACAUUGGGGUCCAUGUGCCGAAGAGCUACAGGAGAAGGAGACGGCACAAGAGAAAGACGGGACACAAAGAAAAGAAGGAAAAGGAAAGAGUCUCUGAGAACUACUCAGACAAGUCUGACGUGGAAAACGCCGAUGAGUCCGGCAGCAGCAUCCUCAAGCCGCUCAUCUCUCCCGCCGCAGAGCGAAUCCGAUUCAUCUUGGGCGAGGAGGAUGACAGCCCAGCACCCCCUCAGCUCUUCACCGAACUGGAUGAGCUGCUGUCCGUGGAUGGGCAGGAGAUGGAAUGGAAGGAGACAGCGAGGUGGAUUAAAUUUGAAGAAAAAGUGGAAGAGGGUGGGGAGAGAUGGAGCAAGCCCCACGUGGCCACAUUAUCCCUUCACAGCUUAUUUGAGCUGAGGACGUGUAUAGAGAAAGGAUCCAUCAUGCUUGACAGGGAGGCUUCUUCUCUCCCACAGUUGGUGGAUAUGAUUGUUGACCAUCAGAUUGAGACCGGCCUUUUGAAACCCGACCUUAAGGAGAAGGUGACCUACACUUUGCUCCGGAAGCAUCGGCAUCAAACCAAGAAAUCCAACCUCCGCUCCCUGGCUGACAUCGGGAAGACGGUCUCCAGUGCAAGUAGAAUGUUUGCCAGCCCUGACAAUGCCCGCAGCCCGCUUGAGAACUCAGUGCCCUGCCUAGCAACCCGCACCCUGGACGAUGACCCUCGAGUGCGGCGUGCUCCCAGCGUGGGAUGGCUGAGUAGCCCAGCCCUGACCCAUAGGAAUCUGACUUCCGCCAGUCUGAAUGACAUUUCUGAUAAACCUGAGAAGGACCAGCUGAAGAACAAGUUCAUGAAAAAACUGCCCCGUGAUGCAGAAGCCUCCAACGUGCUUGUCGGGGAGGUCGACUUCUUGGAUGCGCCUUUCGUUGCCUUUGUUCGGCUGCAGCAGGCAGUCAUGCUGGGUGCCCUGACUGAGGUCCCUGUGCCCACCAGGUUCUUAUUCAUUCUCCUAGGUCCUAAGGGGAAAGGCAAGUCCUACCAUGAGAUUGGCAGAGCCAUUGCCACCUUGAUGUCUGACGAGGUGUUCCAUGACAUUGCUUAUAAAGCAAAAGACAGGCAGGACCUGAUUGCUGGCAUUGAUGAGUUCCUAGAUGAAGUCAUUGUCCUUCCCCCUGGGGAAUGGGAUCCAACGAUCAGGAUAGAGCCUCCUAAGACUCUUCCAUCAUCCGACAAAAGAAAGAACAUGUACUCGGGUGGAGAGAAUGUUCAGAUGAAUGGGGACACUCCCCAUGAUGGCGGCCAUGGAGGAGGAGGAGGACAUGGGGACAGUGAAGAAUUGAAGAAAACUGGACGGUUCUGUGGUGGACUAAUUAAGGACAUAAAGAGGAAAGCACCAUUUUUUGCCAGUGAUUUUUAUGACGCUUUAAAUAUUCAGGCUCUAUCAGCAAUUCUCUUCAUUUAUCUGGCGACUGUAACUAAUGCGAUCACGUUUGGAGGACUGCUUGGGGAUGCCACUGACAACAUGCAGGGCGUGUUGGAGAGCUUCCUGGGCACAGCCGUCUCUGGAGCCAUCUUCUGCCUCUUCGCUGGUCAACCCCUCACUAUUCUGAGCAGCACGGGGCCUGUUCUGGUUUUUGAGAGGCUUCUAUUUAAUUUCAGCAAGGACCAUGAUUUUGACUACUUGGAGUUUCGCCUUUGGAUUGGCCUGUGGUCAGCCUUCCUGUGCUUCAUUUUGGUGGCCACCGAUGCCAGCUUCCUGGUUCAGUACUUUACUCGCUUCACUGAAGAGGGCUUCUCUUCUCUGAUUAGCUUCAUCUUUAUCUACGAUGCUUUCAAGAAGAUGAUCAAGCUAGCCGAUUACUACCCCAUCAACUCUGACUUCAAAGUGGGCUACAAUACUCUCUUUUCCUGUACCUGUAUGCCGCCUGACCCAGUUAAUAUCUCAAUAUCUAAUGACACCACAUUGGCUCCAGAGGAAUUGCCAACUACUGACACGUACUACAAUGCUACCUUUGACUGGGCACUUUUGUCGAAGAAGGAGUGUUUGAAACAUGGAGGCCAGCUCAUGGGGAACAACUGCGAUUUUGUUCCUGAUGUCACACUCAUGUCUUUCAUCCUCUUUUUGGGCACCUACACCACUUCCAUGGCUCUGAAAAAAUUCAAAACCAGUCGCUAUUUUCCAACCAUGGCAAGAAAACUGAUCAGUGAUUUUGCCAUCAUCUUGUCCAUUCUCAUCUUUUGUGUAGCAGAUGCCCUGGUAGGUGUGGAUACUCCAAAAUUAAUUGUGCCAAGUGAGUUCAAGCCAACGAGUCCGAACCGCGGUUGGUUUGUCCCACCAUUUGGAAAAAACCCCUGGUGGGUGUACCUGGCGGCUGCUAUCCCCGCUUUGUUGGUCACCAUUCUCAUUUUCAUGGACCAGCAAAUCACAGCUGUGAUUGUGAACAGGAAGGAGCAUAAACUCAAGAAAGGAGCUGGGUAUCACCUGGAUCUCUUUUGGGUGGCCAUCCUCAUGGUGGUGUGUUCCUUCAUGGCUCUUCCGUGGUACGUGGCUGCGACUGUCAUCUCCAUUGCUCACAUCGACAGUCUGAAGAUGGAGACGGAGACCUCUGCCCCUGGAGAACAGCCCAAGUUUCUUGGAGUGAGGGAACAAAGAGUCACUGGAACCCUUGUGUUUAUUCUGACUGGCCUCUCAGUCUUCAUGGCUCCCAUCUUGAAGUUUAUUCCCAUGCCUGUACUCUAUGGCGUGUUCCUGUAUAUGGGGGUAGCAUCCCUUAAUGGUGUCCAGUUCAUGGAUCGCCUGAAGCUGCUCCUGAUGCCUCUGAAGCAUCAGCCUGACUUUAUCUACCUGCGCCAUGUCCCGCUGCGCAGAGUGCACCUGUUCACCUUCCUGCAGGUGUUGUGUCUAGCCCUGCUCUGGAUCCUCAAGUCAACCGUGGCUGCUAUCAUUUUUCCAGUCAUGAUCUUGGCACUGGUGGCUGUCAGAAAAGGCAUGGACUACCUCUUCUCCCAGCACGACCUCAGCUUCCUCGAUGAUGUCAUUCCAGAAAAGGAAAAGAAAAAGAAGGAAGAUGAGAAGAGAAAGAAAAAGAAGAAAGGAAGUCUGGACAGUGACAUUGAUGAUGAGAAAGAUCACCAACAUUCCUUGAACACCACACAUCAUGCUGAUAAAAUUCCUUUUCUUCAGUCACUGGGUAUGCUCAGUCCUCCUAAAACUCCAGUACAAGGUGUGCCUCAAAUCAGAAUAGAACUUGAGCCGGACGACAAUGAUGAUUACUGGAGGAGCAAGGGAACAGAAACUACAUUGUAACUUGUUUGUCUUUCCUCAAACUAACAGAUUUUGUUGUUCAUGGUCUUGUUUUUUUCCGUCUGGUUGUUUAUUUUUAAUUCUUGUUUUGUUUUGGGUUUUGGUCAUUGGCCAAAUAGUACAGUGCUCUCUCUGCUUCUCCCUAGCGUAAGGUAAAACUAAGACAGUAGUGCACCAUUCCUGAAAAACAGCACCUGAAGAGUCCCCUUUCGUUAUACGUUCAGAUGUAUCCUCUGACAACCAAAUUCCUCUGUCAUGCAAGACACACACAGACCGGUCCUUUUCCUUUCUUAACCAGAAGUCAAAAGUAUUAAGGAUUUUAUAACACCUUUUAUUCAAAUACUGAAGGAACUUACCACUUGAGCUUUGGAGCUGUGCUUACUGGCUUGUCUUUCUGUCUGGCAGAACAAACCUUGAUCUCCAGACAGAGUUUCCUCUCGCUUACGGAGCUCUCCAGAACUGGAAAAGUGCUGCUAUUCUAAUUUGCUCUUGCUUAGGAACCCUAAUCCUAGAAUUCUCAAAAGAAGAACAACUAAAGGUACUUUAUUCCCUGUAGCGAAACUAUUGCCAUCAUUGUAGCAAGUGCUGGAAUGUCCCUUUUUCCUAUGCAACUUUUUUUAACCCUUUAAUGAACUUAUCUGUUGAGUACAUUUGAAGAAUACUUUUCUUCCUAGAUUUUGUUGUUUAAAUUAUGGGGCCUAACCUGCAACUUAUUUUUUUGUCAAUUUUUUAAACUUUUUUUUAAUUACUGUAAAAUAAUGAAUUUUUUCCUGCAGCAGGAAACAUAGUUUUGAGUAGUUCUACCUCUUAUUUGUAGCUGCCAGGCUUUCUGUAAAAAUUGUAUUGUAUAUAAUGUGAUUUUUACACACAUAUACACACUCAUACACACACACACACACACACACACACACAAUCUUUAAGGUAAGCCAGAGGGCUAGAUCAGAGGAAAAACACCAUGUUUCUAACCAUCGAUUUUCCCCUUUCCUUAAAAGAAAUUUAUCUGUUCUGUGAAGGAGAAUGGGGGAGAAGGGAGAAGCUCCUAUGUGAUGGGAAUAACUGAUGCUUUGAUAACAGUACUAUCCAGGCACAGAUGCUAAUUGUAUUAUCAUGUCCAUGUCCUAUGCAGUAUUGUUAGAUUUUGUUUUUUCACUUUGAAAUAUUUGUGUGUUUGUGUAUAUACUCUGUGUGUGGCUGGUGCAUAUAUGUGCAAAGUUAUGGACAGAGUGAUGAUAGGCGAAGGGCAAAGUUACCCAGCCUCUUGUGUCAGUUGU
Myotis davidii is the source of this 4772-nucleotide messenger RNA. It is a transcript of the gene SLC4A4, whose product is annotated as solute carrier family 4 (sodium bicarbonate cotransporter), member 4. NCBI's taxonomy places the organism in Eukaryota, Metazoa, Chordata, Mammalia, Chiroptera, Vespertilionidae. The record is from RefSeq and is a predicted model, not a curated record. Gene Ontology annotation, cellular component: plasma membrane; basolateral plasma membrane. The coding region runs from base 130 to 3504 and encodes 1124 amino acids. Gene Ontology annotation, biological process: regulation of intracellular pH; bicarbonate transport; transmembrane transport. Gene Ontology annotation, molecular function: sodium:bicarbonate symporter activity; monoatomic anion transmembrane transporter activity; solute:inorganic anion antiporter activity. The transcript is spliced from 26 exons.